GUGUGCGACACGCAGGGGAAGAGUCGUUUAUGUAUUGCUUUUCGCCAUUAAACGCUGGAAGGAGGAAGGGGUGGUUUGCUUUAAAAGUGUGGUCGGGGGAUAAGCAGAGAGACAUUGAGUUACAGCGUGUCCCUAUGGAAGAAAGGUUUGGCCUGCAAGGGGGUUAGAGAAAGGUUCCCUGCUGAACUACAGUUACAAGCAGGAGAUUUUUCCGGCGUUCCUUCUUCAGUUCUAUUCUUAUAAGUUGCUUGUUGUUCUUCCGUUGCAAUAUUAUGAAGCCACCAUUGAGGCAGCGUUCAGCUCCUGCUCCCUGUGACCUGGGCUUCGUAAACCGGGUUUGGACAGAUCGAGAAAAACGACGCCUUCUCCAGGGCUUGAGAGCUCAAGCUCGGGUUCCGGGACCACUACGACCAGAACUGCUGAAAAAGUAUCUGCCUUGGAGAGAAGAAGCCGAGAUUGUGGAAUUUGUGGACCUGCUAAAAGAGCGUGUGGCAAGGGAAGCAGUCAAGGCACAGUACCGGUAUCGCCAGUGUAAACAGAAGGAUGCUCCACUUCCAGCACCUAUUGAGGUAUGGACUGAAUUAGCUGAGAAAUUGACAGGUCAUCUUGAAGAUGCUGUGACAGCUGCUUUUUCCCAGGUUUUGACAAUUGCAUCUGCUGAACCACUCUCUCUGCUCCAUUCUUUGCCCCCGAAGCCAGUAGAGGUGAAAAACAGCCGGUGUUCAUCACCAACUCUUCAAAGCAAAAAUAGGAAAUCAAGUGAAGAAUCCCAGGAAGCACAGAUAUCAUCAAAUGCAGAAAAACCAAGCUCUGUAGAAAAUAAUGGAUUUCAUGUGGACUUUGAAAAGAUUUACAAAUACCUCUCGGUGAUCUCACGUGGACUUAAAGCACCAGAACUUCCGCCAGGUGAAUCGGCCGUGCUUCUAGACUUGUUACUGUCACUACCAGAAGAGCUGGGCUAUCUAGACUUUAAACAACUCAAGAGCCAUAUGAACAAACGCUAUAGGGAGUUACGUGCCCGCUACACAAGUGAGAAGAGCAGAACACAAGCAGAAGCUAGCCAGCCUGAAAAUAGCAAAGAGCUACAGGAUACAUGUCUCCACAUGGACCCAGCCACCAGCUGUCUUCAGCAGCAGGAAGGUGGUAGUUCUGUUGCCUGUUCCAAAGACGAGGCCACAGCCCCAUCAGCUGUAGACUGGAAGACUUUGGGUAUAUGUCCUUUGAAUUCAUUCACAUUCCCCUUGGAUAUUUUGACAAGGAAGAAAGAGGGGUUGGACUGAGCCAACUGGAAUCUAUUGCUGCCAUAUGCUUGCAGUGAACAUUAUAUUUCAGAACAUUCGAGAGACUGUAUCUCAGAUUAAGAAAGGUUUUAAAUAGUUGUAGUGGCAAGGCACCAUAGCUCUCAUAGCAACUGUGUUGUGCUUAUGUAGCUUGACCUGCUCUUUACACCCUAAUUUCAGGGUGUAAAGAGCAGGUCUUUAAUAAUUGUAAUGGUUCUUCAAUAAUUUUGAGAAU
Molecule: messenger RNA, 1515 nt
Organism: Pogona vitticeps (central bearded dragon)
Lineage: Eukaryota; Metazoa; Chordata; Lepidosauria; Squamata; Agamidae
Gene: SNAPC2
Product: small nuclear RNA activating complex polypeptide 2
Biological process (GO): snRNA transcription
Cellular component (GO): nuclear body
Molecular function (GO): RNA polymerase II general transcription initiation factor activity
Source: RefSeq, a predicted model, not a curated record